UGUCACUCAGGUUGUCAGAGCCCACUCAAGGCACUGUAAGGGGUUAAGUUUCUUUAGAAAAUAUUUUGCAUUGUUGUUAUUAAUAUCUAGCCAAUAUGUAUCUCUCCUAACUUGUUAUGUUCCACAAUGCCCGUUUAUCCCCAUUAUACAUUUGUAUUAAUAUGCUGUGGGUAUUUCUGGAACCUUUCACCCCCAGCCAGUGUCUCUGUAUGGUUUGCACAGACUGUAGCAGUAUGAGUUACCAGGGCCUGCAGCCAUGUGCAGAGGUGGGAACAAACUUCAUACGCCCAGUAAUACUUCUUAGACUUUUGAAGUGGGAUCUAAAUGCAUCAUCCAUUUGUGUGUGUAGUAAAUGAGGAAUAUUCCUGUAGGCUUUUGUGCUAUAAAGACAACACCCUGGAAUAUUCUUUCCAUUUCUCUCCUCUUUCAACAUUCCUUGCUGUAGGGCUUGUGCCCCAGGCACCAAGCCUUGAAUAGAGCUCUCUCUCUCUCCCUCUAAUAAAAAAAAAAAAGAAUAAAAAAUUCCUUCUGUUUACCUUUUAUGGGUAAAAUAACAGCUUAAGCAAAGAGGCAACUUCAUGGAGAAACGAUUUCUUGAAAUCUUCUCAAGCUGCAGCGACAUAGCAAGUUUAAUCACCCCUAGAGAGCGAAACAACUGUGUGCACAAUGGGACACAGAGUCAUUUUGUGUGUAAAUGAGCGUGCUAUGGCUUCACUUUACAUGGGCAAAUAGCUUUUACAAGCAACAUUUGUGCAGCUACCUCCACAAAGACAGGGGGAAGAUAAUCUGGCUUUUCAUAGAACUCAAUGUUCUGGAGGAGGGAAAAACAAGACCCAGAAAAAAAAAACCCUAAACAUUAUUCGAAGACCUGGUUGUAUUGGUUUUGCCCCCAGCUAGUUCAGCCGUCACCCAAUUUGUGCUUAAGACCACCCUCCUUUUAAUACAAUUAAAGUAGCUGGUUCCUAAUGCAAUUGUGUUUAACCCACUCUGAGCCAAGGAGGUGGGGGCCCUUGACUCCCAGGGGCAAGUAAGGAAGCAUCUGUGUUUGGCUCCAUGACAUGGUUUAUGAAUAGGUGGGAGAUUCUUUUCAUCAGUCCUGGCAGAUAUCCCUGUUGUAUGAGCAUCAGAUAGGACAGUCCACUCAAAGGCACAACUACCUGCAGUUCUAGGUAGAAACAGUGAUCCUUGCAGCCAUCCCCUGAUUCUUUAUCCAAAGGGUCUACAAGAUGCAUGGAAUGCCCAAUUCCGCAUUGUCUUCUGGAAGAGGAAAAGAGGAAAGCAGCAUGUCCCGUCUGUCUCUCACCCGUUCCCCGGUCUCUCCCUUGGCUUCACAAGGAAUACCUCUCCCAGCACAGCUCACCAAAUCCAACGCACCUGUGCAUAUCGAUGUAGGGGGACACAUGUACACAAGCAGCCUGGCCACCCUAACCAAGUACCCCGACUCAAGAAUAAGUCGUCUGUUUAAUGGCACAGAACCCAUUGUACUGGACAGUUUAAAACAGCAUUACUUUAUCGACCGAGAUGGGGAAAUUUUCCGCUACAUCUUAAGUUUUCUACGAACUUCAAAAUUGCUCCUUCCUGAAGAUUUUAAGGAAUUUAAUCUACUAUAUGAAGAAGCAAAAUACUACCAACUCCAUCCUAUGGUGAAGGAACUUGAGAGGUGGAAGCAGGAUAAAGAACAUCGGAAGCAUUUCCAGCCAUGUGACUGUCUAGUGGUACGAGUUACUCCAGAUCUUGGAGAAAGGAUUGCACUCAGUGGAGAGAAAGCAUUGAUAGAGGAGAUCUUUCCUGAGACUGGAGAUGUCAUGUGCAAUUCUGUAAAUGCUGGUUGGAACCAAGACCCAACACAUGUUAUCAGAUUUCCACUCAAUGGCUACUGCAGGUUAAACUCUGUACAGGUCCUUGAAAGACUCUUUCAAAAAGGAUUUCAUGUUGCAGCUUCUUGUGGAGGUGGUGUUGACUCCUCACAGUUUAGCGAAUAUGUACUGUGCCGAGAAGAUAGAAGGGUGCAGCCGAACACAAUGAGGAUAAAACAGGAGCCUCUGGACUGAUGGUUCCUAAAAUGUCCUUGUCACCAUUAAAGUGUUCACUAGUCCUUGAUGUGAAGAACCUCAGGACCUAAAAACAGUAUUAUUAGACUUCAUAUGACUUUUUGUUGCCAGUUUGUGAUAUUUUUGAACGAUAUCUAUUCACAUAACCAAGUGAACAGCCGGUUCUCUCAACGGAUGAGGCCCUUAUCAAUGGCAAGUUCAUCUCAACAGCUGUGCUGUGAAUGACAACCUCGGUAACGUGGAUACGUUUACCCAUAUCGGAUUGUUGCACUACAACCAAGUGGCCAAUCAAAGAUGAACACAAAAGCAUUUAGCUGGUAUAGUCCAAUGAACCCGUCCCCAAUAAUGAAGAUAUUACAGGCACAUGGAAUGAGCUGCAUUGUCUUUUUAUAGAUUUUAUGUGUCAUGCAGAUUGCUUGUCGCAAUCAUCUGAUUAUUUGAACGUCUGUUCCCUUGAAAUGAGAAAAGGGAUUACUUUUAUAGCCUCUCAGAUGGAUAAUGUGGAUAUAUAGGACUAAGCAACAAUAAAAUGUUUGACUAAUGUAAAGCUGAACACCAGCCAGAAGCCAGCUCAGAGGCCCUUGUGGAAAUUUGGGGAGUCCUAAAAAAAUUUAGCAUUUUUUAUUUUUACAUGGAUUUCACUAAAAGAUAUAAUUGUCAUUUAUAAUUAUAAGAUUCUUUCAUUCUUGUUCUUCCAUGAACAUGUGAAAGCUUACACAGAAAUCAUGGGUGAUGAUUCUGUGUAAAAGCAGAGGCAGACCUGUUAUCAUAAACCAGAAUGUAACCAUUGUAUAAUCCUAUAGCCCUGUCCAAGUGGAAGGAAAUUAUUGAUAGGGUGGGAUAAUGCACUCAGGCAACAAUACAGGAUAUGAAUUUAUUAAUGUACGACCUUACUGAUGAAUAGGCUUUCUGAUCCCAAUGUAGUCACUAUCAAUGAAGCCCAAGGAGGACUAUCACAAAUCCCCUUUUUUAGUGCGUUCACAUUUUUAUAUCUGAUUUUCAAAGGUAAAAAUUUAGGAAGCGUAUACCUUUUACUCUGAAGGAAAAUUUUUAUAGUUGCACCCAGGUAACAUCCAUGAAAAAUCUAGGAAGUAGGAGGUUCAAAAUAAAGCACUCCAUAUUCAAAUAUACAUAUGUGCUGGAUUUCCCUUUCUUCAUGUUUUUUCUUAGUCAGGGGACAAAUCUUGUAACUUUUUGAAACUUUAAAGUCCAUAUUCCCUAGGAGUUGCAGCAGGCAUAUCAAAUGAAUGUUCUUUGUUUCCAGUUGGCUUAAAGGCAUCUCCAAGCAGGUGGAAAUAAACUAAGCGGGCAUGUAAUAAACUUUCAGAAAGCAUUUUUGAAUACUGAUGGUGUAAUUGCUACCACCAGACUAGUGUUAUUAAAGAUAUGCUGGGGUUCUGUCUUGGUGACAGAUGUCUUUAGAGGACUCCUUACCAAGCAACAUAUUACAUGUUAGGGUCUUUAUUUUCAGUUAAACAGGUGCAUUGAUUCACAUCUUUGUGUGACAUUCAUACCUGGCUCUCCUUUAAGUCUGACAGAUCACUUUUUAGUUUGGCAUAUGCUCUGAAAUCAAUUAGAAAGAAAAACACUAGGGAGCGGCUGCAGUUCACUUCCCAAAAAGAGGCACUCCGGAAAGAAUAUAUUGUAUGCAAUAGUGUAACUUACACUUUGUGAGUGGCCAGAAAGGACCACUCACAACUUGUUCUUGCGUAACAGUUAUACAGAAAAAUCUUCUCAGGUUGCCGCUACACUCCUUUCUGGUGAGGUUCACUCACCCGACAUAGAAAACUGGGAAAGAAAAACGAGGAGCGGACACACCUAAUCCUUCAAUGCCCUAAUGCACACACAUAUUGCCGGUGCACUUACUUCACCGAGGGGAGA
Messenger RNA from Hyla sarda, 3932 nucleotides. RefSeq names its product potassium channel tetramerization domain containing 15 (gene KCTD15). Gene Ontology annotation, molecular function: protein binding. The transcript is spliced from 5 exons. Gene Ontology annotation, biological process: protein homooligomerization. The record is from RefSeq and is a predicted model, not a curated record. Bases 1227 to 2051 code for a protein of 274 amino acids. NCBI's taxonomy places the organism in Eukaryota, Metazoa, Chordata, Amphibia, Anura, Hylidae.